AUGGAAUUGGCCCCCACUUUAUUGGUCGUUAUUCUUCUAGGGUGGUGCUGGUUUCAUCUUCUACGCUCUCGAACAUCGCAUCCACCUUUGCCUCCGGGGCCCACCCUUCUCUCCGGACCAUAUCCCGAGAAAGAUAUCGCGACCACAUUUCAAAAAUGGAAUAAACGAUACGGCCCCGUAGUUAGCUUCAAGAUUGGAAGCCGUACGUUUGUCGUCCUCGGAACUCGCCAAGCCGCACAGGAUCUGCUAGAGAAGCGAGGCAGCAUCUAUAGCUCUCGACCCCCUUCGGUAUGGAUGGACAAGUACCUCAACAAGGGACUCGCGGCAGCAUUCAUGCCGUAUGGCCCUGAAUGGAGGUUGAACCGACGUCUGCAUGGCUCCCUGCUGAGUGCUCAUCACACAAUUGCAUAUCGUCAUUUGCAAGAUAUCCAAAGCAAGCAUCUCCUGCACGAGUUUCUCGUGACCAAUGAUUUCUCCCACUGUUUUCAUCAAUACACGUCGAAUGUGAUGUUCACGCUAGUGUACGGCAAAGGAAGAGGCAAGGACGACAAUGAUCACAGACGAUUGGAGCAAAUCAACGAAAUGGCCGGUUUUGUGUUGCAAGGGGCGUCUUUCUGGACUAUGUUGAUGGACUUGUUUCCCAUUCUCGACCGUCUACCCCGGAUCUUCUGGAAAUGGAGGACAGAAGCCGCUCGACUCCAUGACAAGACCAUGAUUGUGUAUCGAGAAUGCUGCGAGGAGGCUCUGGCAGCAGAGUGCUGGAACUGGAGCAAAGAAGUCACACAGAAACCGGACGUCAUGCAGCUCCCUUGGGACAAUGUAUGUUACUCGCUUGGGGAACUAUAUGUGGCAGGCAUUCAUACGACCAAAAUGGUGCUGGACCUAUUUGUCAUGGUGAGCAUCUUGGCAGAUCGACUCCCGUCAUUCGACGACAUGGAAAGGCUGCCGUAUAUCAAUGCGAUCAUUUCCGAGCUUCUGCGAUGGCGGCCCAUAUCCCCUAUUGCUGUGCCACAUGCGGCGAUACAAGACGACGAGUACAUGGGGUAUUUCAUUCCCCGAGGCGCAACAGUCAUUGCAAACCAAUUCGGCAUGAACAUGGACGAUGAAGUCUUCAAUGAUCCUUCCAGCUUUCACCCGGAACGGUAUGUAGAGAACCCAGAUCUUCCUGUGUCGGCUUUUGGAUUUGGCCGGAGAGCAUGUCCAGGUCAUCGCCUGGCUCGGUCAAGCUUGUUCAUUGUCAUUUCGCGUUUACUUUGGGGGUUCAAUAUCACAUCUGCAGACAAGCAGCCACUGAAUGAGGACUCAUCGCCGGCUGCAGUCAAGGCCACAUUCCGAGUCCGCGGUCUUCACAGACAAAAGAUUAUCGAAAGGGGUUGGACCUUGGCAGAGAAGGAUGAACGCAUCGCCCUGUCACAGAUUGGAUGUAGAAUGCUAAGUAAUUAGAGAGAUUUCAUCACC
Messenger RNA from Aspergillus novofumigatus IBT 16806, 1458 nucleotides. Its product is annotated as cytochrome P450. NCBI's taxonomy places the organism in Eukaryota, Fungi, Ascomycota, Eurotiomycetes, Eurotiales, Aspergillaceae. Bases 1 to 1443 code for a protein of 480 amino acids. Gene Ontology annotation, molecular function: oxidoreductase activity, acting on paired donors, with incorporation or reduction of molecular oxygen; iron ion binding; monooxygenase activity. The transcript has 2 exons. The record is from RefSeq and is a predicted model, not a curated record.